UACAUUUCUCCUCGCCAAAUGUUACAGGCGUUUUUCGUAGCGGUGAGACGCUCUCGGGCGAAUUGCGAUUUGUGCUUACCAGACAAAUACGUUUUCGGGAAAUAUCAAUGACCAUCAAAGGCAAAGCGAAAGUGUCGUGGGAUACCAGGGAUACCAGGGGAGAAAGGGAACAGCACAGAGGAGACGGGAUCUACUAUCUUCGGGAGGAAGCUGUUGUCCUACAAGCACGUCGUUCUAAACACGUUCUGAAACCGGGAGUUCAUGUAUACCCCUUCCUCUGCAAACUACCCAGUGGAAAUUUCCCUUCCACUUUUCAGACGGGUACCGGAAAGGUCUCAUAUUCAGUAAUCUUUGUGAUUCGCCGAUUUAAAUAUCUAACAAAAACCCUUGAAUCAGAAUUCCCGUUUGAGCGCUUGGUCAAUGUCAAUGUUCCUGAGCUUUUGAGGCCACUGUCGUCCACCAAAAGUAGGCACCUCAUCUGCUUCUGGGGCGUAUCAGGGGAUGUAUCUAUGGAUGUGUCGGUGGAUAAAAAAGGCUUUGUUCCUGGGGAAACUAUAAGAAUUAAAACAAAACUUGGAAACAAUACUUCCUCAACGGCUGUGGCCUCAGCUGAGCUAAAAAGAAAAAUUAUAUACUACACUAAUGGCAGACUCGCUCAGAAGAGCGAAUCCACACAGGUGAAAUGUGUUGUGGGAGAACAUGUUCAGCCCAACACCUCAGAGUUUCAUGGGGAAAUCAAGCUUUGUGUCCCUAAGGAUGUUUACAUCACCCUGAAAGACUGUGAGGUCCUGGAUAUCGAAUACUCACUUGAGGUGAAUCUGAGUGUAAAUGCAUUCGCCGCACUGACGGCUAUCCUGCCCAUUGUGAUCGGCAACUCUCCUGAGCCUGAAACGCCUGAAACCAACUGA
Engraulis encrasicolus (European anchovy) is the source of this 908-nucleotide messenger RNA. RefSeq names its product arrestin domain-containing protein 3-like. Gene Ontology annotation, cellular component: cytoplasm; plasma membrane. NCBI's taxonomy places the organism in Eukaryota, Metazoa, Chordata, Actinopteri, Clupeiformes, Engraulidae. Bases 108 to 908 code for a protein of 266 amino acids. Gene Ontology annotation, biological process: protein transport. The record is from RefSeq and is a predicted model, not a curated record. The transcript is spliced from 6 exons.